AUGAAGCUAGUAGCUGCGAUACGAGCCUCGGCUCUUACGUUUCUGGGCGUUGGGACGGUGCUAAGGAUAACAAAUCGGACCAGCUUGAUGGCGCUAGGAGGUAGCGAUGUGAUGAAAGUGUCGUUAGCACCCGCAGAAGAGACCAACGUGCAAGGAGGAGAAGGAAAUCAUAGUCAAGCCGAGAGGUUACUAGACAAUGAAGAAGGAAACAAAACAGUCUCUCCUGUACCAACAGCAGGCAGAUGGAAGUGCUGUGUGAAACCCGAAGGUAUGGAGGCAGAAAAGAAACAUCCUACAUACGUCUGGGAAAUGCCCAAACCAGCCAGUCUUUCCGAGCACAAUUCAGCAGCUCGAUUCCUCUUUGAACAUGACGAAGUGGGUGGAUGUUGCAAUUACAAUCGAACACAUGUUCUUGACCUUCGAUCACUACAGUCCAAUUUCACAAGACAAAUACUGGAAGGCCCAGACUAUAUCAUCCUCCAUGUUGGCGUUUGGUGGGGGACCACAGCCAUAGGAUAUGUCAUUGAUGAUGUGGGGCACAAAUGGAGCAUCCGGGGAACACCCCAUGAAACUGAAUGGAAAAUUGACAAUACUACUGAUACUGAUGAGAAGCCUGAUGUUUCCUUUGCAGCACUCAUGAAGAAGGCCAUUCUUAUGAUCAUGAAGCUUAAGAAACCACACACCAAAAUAGUUUGGAGAACUGAAGGGGACUGA
Messenger RNA from Seminavis robusta, 714 nucleotides. The record is from the annotation of a GenBank genome assembly. NCBI's taxonomy places the organism in Eukaryota, Bacillariophyta, Bacillariophyceae, Naviculales, Naviculaceae.